CUGCCAGACAGAGCCGUGUGAGCGCUGUGUGUUCCAGGACCGCUCCCACGCCGUAGGGGAGCGCUGGAGAGGAGGCCUCUGCCAGCUGUGUGUCUGCCUGCCCAACCUCACCGUGCUCUGCUCCUCCUACUGUCCCCACGCUGCCAGCGGCUGCCCUCAGGGUCAGAGGCUGGUCCCAGAGGAACGACACAGAUGUUGUUACUGUGCAGAUCAAGGCGGCAACGUCACCGUGACAACAGCUGCCCCUGCCACCGUGACGGUCAGUUCCCCCCCGGUGACGCCCACCCUGCCCACGUACCCCCUGCCGCCCGCAGAUGAGUGCUGGUCUCCUCUGGGUGUUCAGUCUCUCCCAGACUCCAGCUUCAGUUCCUCCUCCCACCAGCGGGGGCACCCCCCUUGGGCGGGGCGCCUGUACGGCCGGGACCCCCGGGGGGAUCUGCAGGGCUGGAGCCCGGAGGCUGAGCAGUACCGCGACCUGCCCCCCGGGCCCCCCCCGGCCCACGGCCUCCCCACCCAGCCCCCCUACCUGCAGCUGGACCUGCUGGACACACACAACAUCACGGGGGUGCUGCUCCAGGGCGGGGGGGCUUCGGAAGCCUUCGUGUCCAGCCUCUACCUCCAGUUCAGCCCCGACGCCAGGCACUGGCACACCUACCAGGAGCUGGUCACAGAGCAGAGCCCCAGGGCCAAG
Molecule: messenger RNA, 691 nt
Organism: Osmerus eperlanus (European smelt)
Lineage: Eukaryota; Metazoa; Chordata; Actinopteri; Osmeriformes; Osmeridae
Product: SCO-spondin-like
Exons: 4
Molecular function (GO): protein binding
Source: RefSeq, a predicted model, not a curated record